AUGAAUAUAUUUAAUCAGCAUCAUUUUACUCCAGAGACUCCUUAGUUAUUGUAAAAUUUAAAUUUAAGAGAUGGUUAAGUUGCAAAAAAGCUAAUAUAAUUAUUAUGUCAUAGUAGUGAAAUUUAAUUUCCACAAAUAUAAAAUACGAAAAUAAAAUUGAGUGAGUAUAUGGAAAGUCUAACAUAGAAACCUAAAAACUUAUUUUAAUAAUGCUCUGAAAAAAUAUAUGAUAUUUUUGGAUAAAUGGAUAAUCAGACAAUUAUUAAUGCUAUCUUGGAUCAUUUAGAUGAACAUUCUUGUAUAAAUGUUUUAAUGCUAUUUUAUAAAUGUUUGUUAAAUUCAGGUUUAAGAUAGUAAGUCUAUGAGGAUGGGUAAUUUUUAAAAUCUAAUUUAGUUAUUUAACAGAAAUUAUUGAAAAAUUUGAAAAUGCUUUAACUACUCCAAAUUCGAUUUAUAUGAAAUUAUCUAAACUUAGCACUACUGGUGAUUUUCAUAUGAAUUUUACUAAAUUCUUAUUAACACAUUAUCCAACAGUAUAUUCAAAAGAAAAUAAUCUUUAACCAAGAUAAUCAAUAUAAGAAAAAUCAUUUUAAGUUGAACCUUCAAGAUAAUAAAAUAAGAAUUUUAAAAUCCCUCCAUUGAAAUUACCUUAAAAUAGUUUAGAAAUUAUAGGUGUAAUGACUCGUUCAACAAGAAGAGCAGAUCCUUUUAAAUCAUAUUCAACAUGUUCAAAUAGAUUUUCACAUUCUAUUGAUUCUGCAAUUAAAUUUACAAGUGGUUCAUAAGCAAUUCAUAUAGAAGAAGAUUAAUCUUGUAAAUUAAAUGCAAAAGAGGAGUAAAUAUUAUUAUAUAAUUUAAUUAGAUUAUAAAAUUUAGCAUAAUUAUUGGGUAGUUAUUGUUUAACUUAGGAUUUAUCAUGUCUAUUAUUGAAAUAAAGAAGAUAGUAAUUGGAAUCAUUAACAAGAUUGGGUAUUAAUACAUGGCCAAAUAUUUUAAAAGAAGGUGAAGAUCCACUUGCAGAAUCUUUUGAAUAAGAUUAAAAUAAAACUCAAAAAAGUAAAAUUUGUAGACUAUGGGGAAAUAUUCUAUAUCUCAUUCUCAAAGACAUUAAAAAAAUUCAAUAUGAAUUAUGUCCAUAUUCCACUAUUUUAAAUUAUUUGUGUUCAAGUUCUUUUUAAAAAAAUAAAAUAUCAUCAAAAUAAAUAUAUUAAGAUUUUGAUACAGAAAUGUAUUAAAAAAAAUAAUUAUGUGAUUAAAGUAAAAUAAAAUAAGAUAAUGGAUUAAUUAGUGAAUAGAAGAUUUAUUUUUAAAUUUUAGAUUUAUUUAAUAGUGAUUAAUAACACAUUAAAUUGUAAUAAGAUUCAUAUAAAGAAUAAUCAUUUGAAAAUGAUGAAUCAGAAAGAAGUAUAGAAGUAUAAUAAUUAUAAUGAUAUAUUUAGUCUCCUCAUACAGUUGCAAAUAUUCCAGAAAUGAUGAUACCUGUUAAAAAUGAAUUAGAAAAAGUUGUUUGUAAUUAUAGACACUCAAAUACUACAUAAUUCUCUUUUUUAAAGCAUAUUUAAUAUCGUUUCAAUUUUAUUUUAAAUACAAUGGAUAUGAAUAAAAAUGCUUUUUAUGAAUUGGAAUAUGAUUUAUUGUCAAUUCUCGAGAAGUAUUUGAGUUAUACUCACAACAGAAUUUUAUUACCUCAAUUCUUAGAUUAUAUGAUUGAAAUUUUAGUAAUGAUAAAAAGGUAAAUUAUUGAUAUUAUCAAUUGCUAACAAUCUUCUUCUCGAACUCCUAAUUAAUCAUAAUACAUAUCAAAAUCAGCAAAACAUUAUUCUUAAACCAUUACUAAUAUGUUUAAACCUAUUAAUAUAUUUGAAACAUCACCAGAUUAAAAAUCAAAUUAGCUCUAAACUCAAUUAUUUUAAUAACAGUAAUAAUUUUAACCAUCUUAAUUAAACUUUUCCUCCUAAUAACAUUAAUAAUAAUAAUAAUAAUAAUAACAAUAACAAUAACAAUAAUAAUAUUCAACUUUAAAGUUUAAAUCAUAAAAACCAUUUAUUCAAAAAUACCCUUAAAUCAUAUCCACUUAUAUUAGUAUUGUAUCAAGAUUAUUUUUAAGAGCUAUAAAUGAUUCUUCAAUUAAAUUUCUACUUAAUGUAUUUGUGAAUGAAAUUUUCUUGGAUAUGGUGAAAAAUUUUAGUAGUUUUAUAUUUUAAGAACUCAAUUCAAACAAAGAAGAAAAUUUUGAAAUUCAUGCUAUGAGAAUAUUAUUAUUCUAUGAAUCUAUUUUAUUAUUGUUUUAGAAGCAUGAUAAAGAAUAUAAAUAAUAAGUGAGAAUGUUUUAAGGAUUUUUAAGUUAAUUAUUAAAAGUGCUUUAAAAAUUUAUAGAAUAACAUACUUAUUUAUUAUAAAAACCAUAAGUAAAUAGAGUUCAUGUUUACAAAAAAGCUUUUGAAGUCAUUGGGAUAUCAUUUUAGUAUCCAAAUGAAGAAUUAUCAACUUUUAUGAUAAGAUAUUGUUAUGUGAAUUUUAUAAAAUUAUACUCUUAAAGUAAUUUAAAUGACAUGAAGGAAAUAAAUAUGAAAAUAUAAGAAUUUAAUCAAAAGUAAUAACCUAGUUCAAAAUAGGAUGAAAAGUAAUCAAAAUAAUAUAGUUAAAUAUUUAUGAACCUAUAUAUUAAGUGUUUAUUUUGCAUAGCCCAAAAUAGAAGUGAAGAUAUAUCUAGAAAGUUCUAUUAGUACAGAAUAGUUGAGUUUUUAACUUAAGAAAUCGAUUUAGAGUUUGACAUAACUUAAACUAGAGAGAAGCCAAUUAAUAAUUCAUCAUUAAUACAAUAAUAAGAAGUAAAUUAAUAUUGAUUUUUUUAAUUAAAUAGUAAAAUAGUUAAGUGGAUUCAUCCAGUAAUAAUGAGAGAUUGAGUUCCAAAAUAAGUGAUAGACCUAAUGUUAAGUUAAAUUUAUAAUCUGUUCAUAAAUAGUAAUUAGAAGAAAUUCAAGAAGAGAACCAAAAGUAGACUAAAAAAAAUAGUUAAAUUUUAUUAAAAAAGGUUUUAGUGCCAACUUUAGAUUUGGAAGGCAAACUCAAAUAGAUUAAUUAUUCAAGUUAAUCUUAUAGCCAUAGUCCAUAAUUUAAUACAUCAGCAAAACAAUAGUAGAACUUAACUGUAUUACAAAAAGUUUAACCUGAUGACGUUUAAUAAAAUCAUAAAAGAGGUAAUUCAAUGCCAUUUAAAUCAGAAAUAUGUAUUCAAGCUUAAUUAUCAGAAAGUUAAAGAAGAAUGUUAUUACAAAAGAAUAUAAAUCCAAAUAGUAGUGAUAAGAAAUAACCAGUUCCGAAACUAAAUUUACCAAAUUGUUAACAAGAGAAAGAUUAAUAGCCCUAGUAAUAGCAAUAACUUAAAUUAAAUAUUUCUAAUUAACCAAAAGAUGAUUUAUUCUAUUUUAGUGAAAGAAAAUUAAGAAAAAUAUAUUCAGAUGAAGAACUGCAUGCUAAUUGUUUAUCUUUAUUAAUUUGUUUAUUAAUAAAACCAAUAAGAGGAACAUUAGAUGAUUUGUAUUGUUCUUAGCAUCCAAUUAUAAAUGGAAAACCCAAUAUAUUAUUUUUAUUACAUCAUCAUUUGAAUCAUCCUUAAAAUUAGAAAGUAAUUAAAUUAAUUUUAUAAAAAAUAACAAACAUAAAGAUAAUAAGAUUGUUGAAAUUACUAUGUAUUUAACUGUUUGAUAUAACAUAAUAUACAGAUUGGUAGAAAAUAGCAUCAGGUGCCUAUGGAGUAAUAUAUUAAUGUAAAACAAAUUUAUAAGAGCCCGAAUAUGUGGCUAUAAAAUAAAUGGGUGCUCCAAAGAGUAUUUAUGAAGUAAUUGUUGUAAUAUAAUUAAUUUAAGAGAUGUGUAUUACAUGGCCUAUUUACAGAAAUAGCAUGUAUGGAGAAUUUCAGAUUAAAUCCUUAAGUAGCAACUCUUUAUGAUUAUGGUGUAACAUAAAGUGAUUAUAUAAUUGUAAUGAAGAAAUAUCCUUAUUCAUUAAGAGAAUGGAGAUAAUAAUAGAAAGGAUCUCUUUAAGAUAAUCUUGGAGUUUAUUUAAGUUUAUAUAAGGAGGUAUUAUAAGCAGUAUAAAUGUUACAUAAUCACAAUGUUACACAUUAUGAUAUUAAGGCAGAUAAUAUUUUAUUAGAUGAUAUGCAUGUUGUUUUAACAGAUUUUGGAGAAUCUAGUAUAUUUAUAAAUGAAGAAGAUGAGUAUUGUGUUAGAAAUAGAGGAACAGAAUAUAUCAAAUCUCCCGAAAUGUUAACUUUAACUAUUAAUUCAAAAAAAGAAUAAGAUACAUAUGAUAGAAGAAAAAAAGUAGGAACAACUAGAUCAUCAGAUGUUUGGUCACUUGGUUGUUUAUUAUUUGAAAUUUUAACAGGAGAAUUAUUAUUUUAUAAAAAAGAAUGGGUUUAAUUUUAUCUAUAAGUUACUUAGCCAACAGAAUAAUUGAUUUCUGAAGAUAAAUAAAAAGUAAUUGUUAAUUAUAUAAAUAAAUUAGUUAUUAGGAAACAACUUUUACAUAAUAGAUUUCCUAAAAUAUGUUUUGGUUCGAGAUUAGAAACAUAGACCUAAUAUUGAAAGUGUUUUAAAAAGAUUUGAACAUGUCCAUGCAUUAUUAGUUACUAAUAAUGAAUAAAAAAUUACUUAAUAAACUUUACUUAAUACAAAAUCAUUUGAAUUACUACUUGAAGAUUAUCAUAAACUUGUUUAUUAUAACGACAAAAAGAUUGCAUUUGAAUAAGCCUAACCUAUUCAUUUAUCAUUUUUUAAAGUAACUUAAGAACUCUUCAUUUGUGAUCAAAAUUAUUUUAAAUUAAAUUAAGAAAAGUAAGAUAUUAAUAUUGAUAUAGAUUAAUUGAAAUAGGAAUUACAAAUGUGAUUUCAGAUACUUAAUAAUUAAAAGCUUCUGAUUUAUACAAAUUCUAAUAUAUAAUAUUCUCUUUAGAAAAUAUAGCAUAAUUACCUAAUUAUGUAAAGGCUGCUUAACUUGUACCUCACAUGUUAGAUUAUCUUAGAUAGAUUCUUCUACAUAAAGGUAAGUUAUUGAUUGUAGAAAAUCAUUCCUCUUAUUUAAGAUAAGCCUUACUUUUAACUCUAUGUUAUUUUUUUAGAAUCAAUGCUUAUGAAGUUCAUAACAUUUUUAAUAAUUAACUAUUAUUCUUUAAUGUCUCAAAUUUACCUAUUUUAAAUAAAUUAUCAAUUUAUUCUAAUUAAUUAACUUAACAUUUAUUAACAUAUCCUAGAUUACAAUGUAUUUGUGGUUGUGUAACAUUCAUACUCAAAAGAGAUUUUAAUGAUGAAAAAAGAAUGUAAAUAUAAUAAUGUCAUUGUCAUGGAAAUAUGCUUUGUAAUGGAGGAGCAGGAAUGACUAAAGGAUGCUCAAAUUAUUUGAAAUUUUUAAGAGUAAUUUAUAUUAUCUAUAUUUAGAAACGAUAUAAAAUAUCAUGGGAAUUCAUCAAGUGGGGAUAAAUUGAAUUCGAUGCUUUUCUUAUUGGACCUUUUAAUAAAGGAUCUAUUAGAUAAGAAAGCAAAAUAUAAAUAUUAUUAUCUUCUAUGGGCUCUAAUCAUAAUCUAGUUAAUAAUUAAUCAACAUGUGAUUGGAAUGUCUAUCAAUGUAAUAGAUGUGAUAUGUGGAUGAUUGCCUAUAAUAGAUAAUCUCAUGAAUUAUUGGUUAUUAUGAAUAAUUUAUACAGAAAGAAUCAUAAUAAAUUCUUCACUGAUAAAUUAAAAUUGCCAAAUCUUAAAAAUUUUAGUCUUCUAGAAUUGAGAUGAUUUUACA
Paramecium sonneborni is the source of this 5793-nucleotide messenger RNA. The record is from the annotation of a GenBank genome assembly. NCBI's taxonomy places the organism in Eukaryota, Ciliophora, Oligohymenophorea, Peniculida, Parameciidae.